Colletotrichum higginsianum IMI 349063 is the source of this 1812-nucleotide messenger RNA. RefSeq names its product Nacht and ankyrin domain protein. Lineage: Eukaryota; Fungi; Ascomycota; Sordariomycetes; Glomerellales; Glomerellaceae. Gene Ontology annotation, molecular function: steroid hydroxylase activity; oxidoreductase activity, acting on paired donors, with incorporation or reduction of molecular oxygen; iron ion binding. The record is from RefSeq and is a predicted model, not a curated record. The coding region runs from base 1 to 1812 and encodes 603 amino acids. The transcript is spliced from 3 exons.
AUGGACGUGCUUACUUUGCCUGCUGCUGCUUUCAGUCCCGGCGAGUCCUUUUACCAGGGCUUCACAACAUGCACCAUCGCCUUUGCGGUCUUGGUUGUUCCUUUCCUGCUCACUUAUCUCUUCACUUACACUCGAUUUGUUUUGAAAAACCAGAAACAAAAGAGCACCAGUACUCGCUCGUCACUCGUCCCUCCGUACUUCGUGCCUGGACUUGGGCAUGCCUACUCCAUCCUCUUCAACGCCGAAAACUUCCUCCGUUCUCUACAAGUAAAAGCCAAGCAUUCAGUACUCUCGCUCUCUCUGCCUCGGGGUUCGCUCUGCUAUGUUCUUCCUGGCGAAGGAGUGCGGCUACUUUUCAAGGCGCCCCGAGAUCUCGUACCGGUCCCGGGAAUAUUCGACGCCUUGACAAUCUUCUUUGGGCUGACGCCGUCUGACUACCAUGUGUUCAACCAUGAUCACAUCUCGGCCUUUGAGGCAAACAAGGGGAAUGAACACUCGACAUCCCACCCAGACGAAUCAAGACGAAUUAUGGAACACCAACGAAAGGACUUCGCCACCUUCUUGAACGGAGAGAAUCUGAGACUCGUAAUGGAUAGGUUCUCGUGCAAUCUCCGACAACAGUUCUGGCCCCGUCACCCUCCUCACCCAAGCUCGGACUUUGUAGACGUCCCGGAUCUAUACAAGUUUGUGCGCGACUCCCUUUUCAAGGCCGAGGUCGAGACACUUUACGGCAAACGCAUCGUCAUCGUCUGCCCCUCGUUCUGCGAAGACUUCUGGGCGUUUUACGACGCGUUCCCUGUGGUCUCGCGCGGUAGUCCUCGCUGGCUUUACCCCGCGGAGUACCACUCCAGGGACCUCAUGCUUCGUAAUUUGGACACCUGGAGGAGGUGGUGCAAUGCCAACUCCCACCAGGACGACGAGGAGCCGGGCCAUGCAGAGUCCAACCCGAUCUGGGGCACGCGUUACGUGAAGAACAUGGUGAGGCGAUAUGAGGGCCUGGGAUUCUCGGAUCACGGGGUUUCGAGUCUGCUGCUCGGUUUUCUAUUUGUAACGACAGCAAACACAAUACCAGCAGCGGCCUGGAUGAUACUCCACACACUCCUCGACCAAUCUCUUGUGGGUCGACUGAGAAAAGAGUUGUCGGUCGAUUCUGAGACUUCAGAAUUCCAAAUCGACUACACGACGCUGUCAUCGGCCCCGCUGCUGAACUCGGUUUACCGCGAGACUCUCCGUCUGCAUGUUGCCGGGACCAUUGGCCGUAAGGCCGUCAGCGCCGGAGUUCGCCUUCACGGGGACUCAUUGUUGCCUCUUCAAUCUGGAGCCACAGGCAUGUCAGCAAACUGGCUCGGGGGGUUAGAUGAAUCUAUCUGGAACACCGGCCGGAUCAUCAAAGGAGUCGCCGAGCACUCGCUCGAGUCGUUCUGGUCGGAGAGGUUCUUAGAAUACCCAGACGACCCUACGAGUGGUCCACUACUGAAGCUUCAGUCAUUUUACACCGCGAACAGAAGUUCCACGCAAGAGAAGCACGUCCGAGACGACUCCAAAGCUAAGUUGUCAAGCCCGGCGGCCCUUCGCGGCCAUUUCUUCCCAUUUGGAGGAGGCGCAUGGCGGUGUCCAGGAGAGACUUUGGCCAAGAACACUAUUCUGGUCUCGGUUUUUCUGCUGCUGAGGGAUUUGGAUGUUGAGAUUUGCGACCCUGUGAGUGCGGCCAGAGCCAACUCGCGUCAUCGGGCCAUGCCGUUUGGAACACAUGCUUUUGAUAGACCAGUGCCUGUUCGGUAUCGAAAGAGGUAUUGCCACUCUGAUUGUUAG